GUGUCUUUCCCAGGGAACCUGCACUUAGUGAUGGUUCUUCGUCCCACGGGGUUUUUCCAGCGCACCUUCACUGACAUUGGAUUUCGUUUCAGUCAGGAGGAUUUUCUACUCAAAUUACCGGUUGUUAUGCUGAGCUCGGUUAGCGACCUGCUGACAUACAUUGAUGAACAGCAAUUAACCCCGGAGUUUGGAGGCACCCUGGAGUACUGCCACAGCGAGUGGGUCAUCUUCAGGACUGCAAUAGAGAGUUUUGCACUAACCGUGAAGGAAAUUGCACAGAUGUUACAAUCCUUUGGCACAGAGCUGGCAGAGACCGAGCUACCGGACGACAUGUAUUCAAUUGAGCGCAUCCUGGCCCUGCGCACAGAAAAGUACUACCAGCUCAAGGAGGAUAUUACAGCAGUCACAAAAGAGGGAAACUUGCUUUUGAGCAGUUUUGAAGAGCCUGGCUCCGGGGACUGCAGUCAGGACCAACACCACGAGAGGCCUGGGGACUGGGAGACUGUGAAUCGGUUACUUCGUCAGCUGCAUGAGAUGGAGACUGCUUUUGAUGGCUUCUGGGAAAAACACCAGUUAAAAAUGGAGCAAUAUUUACAACUGUGGAAGUUUGAGCAAAGUUUUCAAGAGGUCAAGAAUGCCAUUGAAUUUUUAAUGGGUCAGCAAGCGGAGCUGCCCGACACUGGUGACAGUGUCCCCCAAGUAAAACAGAGGCUCAAGGACUUGGGUCAUUUUGAUGGUAUGGCUCAGGAUCUGAUAGGGAAGACUCAGGUGGUGAUACUACAUGGACACCAGCUAGCAGCAAAUCAUCACUACGCACUCAACUUAAUUUGCCAGCAAUGCAACGAGCUGCGGCACCAUUCUGAUGUCUUGUCUGAUGAGAUCAAAAGGAAGCAGAUGCGGCUGCAGAAGACCUUGGAUCUUCAUAUGCGCCUUCAGCAGGCUCUGCAGUGCUGUGAUGAAGGUGCCUACCUGCUCGCCAACCAGCAGAUGGAUAAGUGCCAGUCUAAAGAAGGCGCUCAGAAAGCUCUCCAGGACAUAGAAAGAUUUCUUGAAAGCUCUUCAGCCUACUUAAACUAUGAUCCCCAAGCCCUACACUAUGAUUUUGAGUCAGUCUUAACAUCUGAAUUGAAGUGCCAGAUACAGUCAGUGCAGGUCAAGCUUGAAAAUGUUCGAAGCAUGUUUGAGAAUCGGCAGUCUUGCUUCAAGAAGCUGUUGGAUAAACACGUGCGGCCCGUCCAAUUAGUAGCCCCUCGGCCAGAAAAUCCACCAAGAUCAAAAUCACCAUUAUUCUCUCCUAAACAUGGUGUGGAUUUUAAUUCCAGUUUGAAAUUCUCAUUUGAUCUCUCUCUCCCUGGGAAGAAAACAUCAAGAAAAACUCUAAGUUCUCGCAAGAUCGAAGUAAUGCAUGACUAUCAGGAAAAACGGAAUUCCUUGCAGUCUUUUAUUUCAGACAGUGACGACAACUUAGAUAUACUAAAAGGCCAUGUCAUAAAUGAGCUUAUAGAAACUGAGAGAGUGUACGUAGAGGAACUCUUCACUGUUUUGACGGGCUACAGAGCUGAGAUGGAUAACCCCGCCAUGCUCAUCCUCAUGCCUCCUGUACUGAGGAACAGGAAGGAUGUCCUCUUUGGAAACAUGCCUGAGAUAUACGACUUCCACAACAAAAUUUUCCUGCACAGUCUGGAAAGCUGCCUGGGAGCACCCGAGAGAGUGGGAUUUUGUUUCCUAGACAGGCGAGAGGAUUUCCAGAUGUAUGAGAAGUACUGCCAGAACAAGCCCCGGUCGGAGUCCCUGUGGAGGCAAUGCUCCGAAAGCACCUUCUUCCAGGAAUGCCAAAGAAAAUUAGAGCACAAACUUGGGCUGGAUUCCUAUUUGCUCAAACCAGUGCAGCGCCUGACAAAAUACCAGUUACUUCUGAAGGAGUUGCUAAAGUACAGCACGAGCUGUGAUGGAGUUCAGGAACUUCAAGAAGCUCUGGUUGCAAUGUUGGAUUUGCUAAAGUCAGUCAAUGACUCGAUGCAUCAGAUUUCAAUAACAGGAUAUGAUGGUGACCUGAGUGAACUGGGGAAAGUAUUGAUGCAAGGAUCUUUCAGUGUUUGGACAGGACACCGAAAAGGUCCAACAAAAAUGAAGGAUCUUGCCAGGUUCAAGCCAAUGCAGAGGCAUCUGUUCCUGUACGAGAAAGCCUUGGUCUUCUGCAAGAAGCGAGAGGAGCAUGGAGAUGGAUAUGACAAAACCUCAUCUUACAGUUUUAAGCAUUUUUUGAAAAUGAAUGCAGUUGGAAUAACUGAGAAUGUGAAAGGAGAUCAUCGAAAAUUUGAAAUCUGGUAUAGUGGGCGAGAAGAGGUCUACGUUGUGCAGGCCCAAACAGUAGAUCUGAAGAUGGCAUGGUUGAAUGAAAUAAGAAAAAUUUUGUUCAAGCAGCAGGAACUUAUAAAAGUGGAGAAGCAGCAGCCUGGCUCAUGCACGGACCAGCUCCCACUCUCUUCCCAGCUGAGCGAUGGAAAGCAGCAGAGAGCCUCCAUAAGCUCAGAAGAGAACGACUCGGAGCGCACCAGCCCGGUGAUGCUGGACAGUGGGCUCCUGUCCCCGCAGAACAAGCCCCACAGAAGCUGGCCGGGAAUGUCACAGUCCCUGGAAAUCUGCGAGGGGCUGGAGGAGUGGUCGGGUAACCAGUACCUCUCCAACUGCUCGGACACCGAAGAGGAGGACGGGAACCAGCUGUCUCCAGGAAAAUAUAAAGCCCUUGCAGACUGCAAGAGGAGGGGAUCAGAGGACCUGCUGGUGAAAAACGGGGAUGAAAUUCAGCUUUUGCAUGAAGAUGGUGAGGGACAGUGGUUGGUGAAAAACCUAAACAGAAGAAAAGAAGGCUGGAUUCCUGUCCACAGUCUGCAGAUAGUAGUCGGUGACUGCAGAUUUCGGAAUGCCAAAGUCGCAGAUGCUGCCCUGUGUAACACGAGAAAGUUUAGUUCCCCUUGAAUUGAGGGUGAACUAGUAGCAUCCUAUUUUCGAUGCUCUUUGGAAGCUUUCAACUAAGUGUUACAGAGAAAUAGCACAAUAGUUGGAGUUGUCCUGUACUAUUCAUCACAUUCACAGACCUCCACAGCUUCAUCUGCACUGAACGGGACUGGGGUCCUAAGCAGCUUCUCAUAGUCAUAAAGGAAGCCAUUCUCUGCUCUUUCUUUUUUUUCUCCUGUGGAAAGUACAGUAUUUUAUUAAUUUUACCUGCUGUUUUUCCAUGACAUCCAUCACGUUUCAUCAAAGAAGUACACUACAGUUUCCUGAUACUUUGUUUAGAUGCUUGAAAUUUCCUCUACAGGUUGAAGGCUUUACCUACUUAUUAGCUGACAACUGUUGAAGUUGCAAAUAAAAGAGUUGAGUUUUGGUAAACCAAAAAAAAAAACCCCCAAAACCAAACAAAGAAGCUGUAUGUCCUGCUUAAUUGAUUUUAUGAAUGGAUUUUUCUUAAAUAUCUACUUCAGCUAUGUGAAUGUAAUGUUCUGUAAGAGCAUCAUCUGCCUGACUCACAUGCAAAGAUGCAAUAACGCUAAAGAUCCUCUUUUUGCACUUAGGGUCUGACUCCAGCCCAUUGCAGUCAGUCCCAUUGAUUUCAGUGAGGUUUGGAUCAGGUCAAACUGACAACUCAGGGUUGUCACCAAUCACUUAGGGUCCCAAAGUGUCCCAAGGCUGAAACCUGUAUCUAGCAAGUGUUGAAGUUUACAUGAAAUGUAUGUACUU
Molecule: messenger RNA, 3738 nt
Organism: Pelecanus crispus (Dalmatian pelican)
Lineage: Eukaryota; Metazoa; Chordata; Aves; Pelecaniformes; Pelecanidae
Source: RefSeq, a predicted model, not a curated record